Physeter macrocephalus (sperm whale) is the source of this 1446-nucleotide messenger RNA. It is a transcript of the gene AGXT2, whose product is annotated as alanine--glyoxylate aminotransferase 2. The transcript has 12 exons. Gene Ontology annotation, biological process: glyoxylate catabolic process. Gene Ontology annotation, cellular component: mitochondrion. Lineage: Eukaryota; Metazoa; Chordata; Mammalia; Artiodactyla; Physeteridae. Gene Ontology annotation, molecular function: pyridoxal phosphate binding; L-alanine:glyoxylate transaminase activity. Bases 1 to 1326 code for a protein of 441 amino acids. The record is from RefSeq and is a predicted model, not a curated record.
AUGGCUCUAGCCUGGAGACAUUUGCUGAGAGCUUUGUACCUGGAGACCUCAACUCCCAGGACUCCCAAGACACGCCCUUCCCCCAAAGGAGCUUUCUGGACAUCUGUAACCAAGCUCGGUCUUCAUGCAAAGCCCAGCAUGCCUCCGUGUGACUUCACACCUGAAAGAUACCAGUCCCUUGCCUAUAAUCGAGUCCUGGAGAUCCACAAGAAACAUCUUUCUCCUGUGCUGACAGCCUAUUUCUCAGAGCCCUUGCUGCUCCACCAGGGGCACAUGGAGUGGCUCUUUGAUUAUGAAGGAAACAGAUACCUGGAUUUCUUUUCCGGGAUUGUCACUGUCAGUGUUGGUCACUGCCACCCGAAAGUAAACGCAGUGGCACAAAAGCAGCUUGGCCGCCUAUGGCACACAAGUGCCGUCUUCUUCCACCCUCCGAUCCACGAAUAUGCAGAGAAGCUUUCAGCGCUUCUUCCUGAGCCUCUGAAGGUCAUUUUCCUGAUGAACAGCGGCUCAGAAGCCAAUGACCUAGCCAUGCUGAUGGCCAGAGCACACUCAAAUAACACAGAUAUCAUUUCUUUCAGAGGAGCCUACCAUGGAUGCAGUCCUUACACACUUGGCUUGACAAACGUAGGGUUGUACAAAAUGGAACUCCCCAGUGGGAUGGGCUGCCAAUCAACGAUGUGCCCCGAUGUUUUCUCUGGCCCUUGGGGAGGAAGCCACUGCCGAGAUUCUCCAGUGCAAACAAUUAGGAAAUGCAGCUGUGCACCAGAUUGCUGCCAAGCUAAAGACCAGUAUAUUGAACAAUUCAAAGAUACUCUGAGCACUUCUGUGGCCAAAUCAAUUGCUGGAUUUUUUGCAGAGCCUAUUCAAGGGGUGAAUGGCGUUGUCCAGUACCCAAAGGGGUUUCUAAAGGAAGCCUUCGAGCUGGUGCGUGAGCGGGGAGGCGUGUGCAUCGCAGAUGAAGUGAUUAAAGAAGAAAAUCUACAAGAAAACAGCCAGGAAGUUGGCACCUAUAUGUUACUGAAGUUUGCUAAGCUGAGGGAUGAAUUUGAAAUCGUUGGAGACGUCCGAGGCAAAGGCCUCAUGAUAGGAAUAGAGAUGGUGAAAGAUAAGAUGAGCCGCCAGCCUCUUCCCCGUGAAGAAGUAAACCAAAUCCACCAGGACUGCAAACGCAUGGGGCUUCUGAUUGGCCGGGGUGGCACUUUUUCUCAGACAUUCCGCAUCGCACCCUCGAUGUGCAUCGCUAAACCGGAAGUUGACUUUGCAGUGGGAGUAUUCCGUUCUGCAUUAAUCCAACACAUGGAGAGACAAGCCAAACACAUUUCUUGAAAAUAAAGGACCACAAGCCUCAAGAACUUCCCACUUAUGUUCAAGGGUUAAUCUGCGAAAUUGCAGAACCACUGAUAUAAGUUGUAAAUGGCUGACUGCCUACCAGCCAUAUUUGUCAAC